This is a messenger RNA of Rhincodon typus (whale shark), 3662 nucleotides long. RefSeq names its product bmi1 polycomb ring finger oncogene 1a (gene bmi1a). Gene Ontology annotation, biological process: negative regulation of transcription by RNA polymerase II. Gene Ontology annotation, molecular function: promoter-specific chromatin binding. Gene Ontology annotation, cellular component: PRC1 complex. The transcript is spliced from 11 exons. The record is from RefSeq and is a predicted model, not a curated record. NCBI's taxonomy places the organism in Eukaryota, Metazoa, Chordata, Chondrichthyes, Orectolobiformes, Rhincodontidae. The coding region runs from base 1347 to 2360 and encodes 337 amino acids.
UGAGUAAGGAGCUAAGAUGGCCUUGGUCGCAAAACCUUUUUGGCUUUAUUCAAACAAGCAGCAACUGAUAAGGACAACUGAAAUUCCUUGAGAACAGACAUUGAGUACAUAUUUCUGAAUGUUUUUUCUUCUGCCAUUUGAGAUUUAAAUCUCACGGAAUGAUCUCUGUUGUGAUGUACUUAAGUAAAAUAGCUGAGAACUGGGGCUGUGUGUAGCUGAGAGGUACAUGCAGCCACAUUAAUGUUGGAAGACCAACAAAAUUAUGAUUUGCUUAGAUCAGAAUGGUUAUGGGAAGGAAAUGAAAUCGUCCGGCUUCCAGUACCCCUUUCACCCAUACCCUUGAUUUCAGGCCACGUCCAAAGCUAGUUUUAAUAAAUAAAAUUGUAUAAUGUUUUGCUUUAACAGAGCUUCCAGAAAUGUUGUUUGUUUCUAUGUGUGGAUAUUGGUGGUGAUGCUUUGAUCAAGGCUGAUGUUGGUUUUCUUUGAAAUAUAUAUGAUAGGGCACCAUAGUUGAAAAAUUGGUGUCCACCAUUUGUCAGCAUUACUGUCGGGUAUGCUGGAAUAUUGCAUUUUGAGAUAUGGACUCCCCUAAUGCAGUAUCUUGAAAACCCAUCUGUCAGAUAAUCUACAUUGUUGUGCCUAGUGCAGCUUUUAAAUAGAUUUCUUUGUUACUCUGGGGUGGUGUGAAGACGGUGUUACGAAGACUAAUUGUUUGACCCGCUGAUAAUAUAGACCGUCGGGUUGAAAACAUAAUCAGGGAGACAUAAAGUUGAGCAGCUGAAAUGAAUUACCCAGCAUAAAACGGAAGCUCACGGAUAUGUGAAGUAAAACACGUGUGUUUACAUAGGGGUCUAUAACGAGUUGGGUUGCCUUCUGUGAGGAACGUUUUGCUGAAGGAGUACUUCAUUUAUUCAGUAGUUAAAUCCACGCCGGUUCUGUUCGGAAGGGCCGAUCACCAGUUUGUCGGGGAGAGUCGAGCGGUUUUUUUUUUAAAGAACACGUGGUUUGUUUUUUUUAUUUUCCUUUUAUUUCUGCGUGUUCCGCAGAAGGGGUCCCUGGUUCUCGACAGCGAGAGACGUCUAAAAGCAAGUACGUACACGACAAAAGAGUAAGCGUGUCGCAAUCCGGUUAACUUCCAAGUCAAAAGAAAACGGGGCGUGCACUAUCAAAGUGAUCCUCUGGUGGAACCGCCGCUACCCAUUAGUCGCCCUGGAAAGGAGACAGGCGUUUGCAGAAGGAAAUCGUGUGAUCACAAAAGCCACUACUAAAAGCUAGUGUCGACGUGGAGUCUAUCUCUAGGAGAGCCAAAAAAGCGAUGAUGUGCGCUGUGUUAGGGCUCAUUUGAAAUGGCGCUUCCAGGACGCGGCCAUUUUACUCAGAAAAUGCACCGAACAACACGAAUCAAAAUAACUGAACUGAACCCUCAUUUGAUGUGUGUGUUGUGUGGAGGAUACUUCAUAGAUGCAACAACCAUCAUUGAGUGCCUACAUUCAUUUUGUAAGACCUGCAUCGUCCGUUACUUGGAAACCAGCAAGUACUGUCCCAUUUGCGACGUGCAAGUUCACAAAACUAGGCCCCUUCUUAACAUUAGGUCAGAUAAGACGUUACAAGAUAUUGUGUAUAAAUUAGUUCCUGGCCUUUUCAAAGAUGAAAUGAAACGUAGAAGGGACUUCUAUGCUGCUCAUCCUUCUGCUGAUGCAGCAAAUGGCUCUAACGAAGACAGGGGUGAAGUUACAGAAGAAGAAAAGAGGAUUAUAACAGAUGAUGAAAUCAUUAGUUUGUCAAUAGAAUUCUACGAACAAAAUAAGACUGAACGAAAAGAAAUUUCAGAAAAAGAGAAAACAAAAGAUGAGAUGAAUGACAAGAGAUAUUUGCGGUGUCCAGCAGCAAUGACUGUGAUGCAUUUAAGAAAAUUCCUUAGGAGUAAAAUGGACAUCCCUCAAACAUUUCAGAUUGAUGUUAUGUAUGAAGAUGAACCAUUGAAAGAUUAUUACACUCUUAUGGAUAUUGCCUACAUUUAUGCAUGGAGGAGGAAUGGACCACUUCCUCUAAAAUAUCGAGUCCAGCCAACAUGCAAAAGAAUUAAAAUUGGUAAUCAACAAGAUGGAUUCAAUAACACCAGUGGAGAGGUAGAAAGUGACUCUGGGAGUGAUAAGGCUAAUAGCCCAACUGCUGCACCAUCCACAUCGUCAUCACUGCCCAGUCCCUGUACUCCAGGGCAGUCUCCACAUCCACACUUUCCUCAUAUAUCAACUACCAUGAAUGGUUCCUCCAAUGCCAAUACUACCCAUCAGAUCCCAUUCAGCAAUAACAGACCACGCAAAUCAUCUGUCAAUGGCUCAUCAGUGUCAUCAGGCUGACGGUAUUCACCACAUUGAUGGUACAAUACAUAUUCGAAGGCCUGUUCAUAUGAUGUGAUAAUAUAUAGAUAGAGAAUGCUUAGCAUUGUGAGCAUCGUUAACAUCACUAUUUUGUAGUGACUUGUACAUUUGGUGUAAAGCAAGAAACAAGAUGUGGCUAUAACAAAAAUAGCCUUGACAACAUCUUUUGCUCCUCCAUGAUGAUUUUCCAACUUUUGGGAAUGCGAAAUAGCAAUGGAUCUACAUCACUGCACUGUGUAUUGCAAAGAUUUAAGGACAUAUGCAUCAAGAAAGUGUUGGAUCUGAUGACUCAUUUGAUUCGCUGGAGAUGAUAUUCACAGUGAAAGAUGAAGGAAGGAAAGCUGGGAAGGCAAUUAUUGUAAAGAUAUAAACGUUGGAAGAUAUUUUGUAUAACUGUUUUAAUUGAAUUGAAGUUUACUAUAUCUAUAUAUCAACAUACUUUUAAUUUGCUGGUAUUGCAUUGUGAUAUUGACUGUACAGAUGAAAUAUAAGAAGGCUAGUGAUUUUUCCACAAAGACACCAAUUGACAAGGAAUCUAAAAGAAAUGAUCAAUAGAAAAAAAAAUGUUCUUUUUAGCCAUUUCACUGUGAAAACUGAUUUGAUGGUAGAUGUCAGCAUCAAUGGUUGUUAAAUGUUUUCCUGCAGCAUUAGUAUACAUACUACAAGAAAAUGAAAUGAUCAACCUGAAAUAAAACUGUUUUCAUGAUUUUAUCAUUUUAGACCUCAAGUGGGUAUUAAGUAUUUGAAUUCCCUGUAGAACAGUAUCACUAUACAUAACAAUCUCAUUGACAAAUUAAGUUUCUUGAUCCCAGAAAUAUUUUAAGGAAAUUCAGAGGUAUGGUGUCUAUGGAUAGAAGUCUAAUAUCCAGUAUAAUCACAAUGAAAUGUGGUUAUGUAAGGCAUAUACUACCUCUGAGAAUUCAAAUAAUUAUUUUUGAGAUCAUUCCCCUAUAACCAAAUCCAAAUGUAUAUAUGCUAUAUUUAAAUAUUUUAUUUGAAAUGUUCAUUAUUUGUACUUGUAUUGAAUAGUCCAAGUCACAAUCGGCAAACAUUUUUUAAAGUUCAUAUACCAGAAAUCUCUAAUUUGAAAGUGUUUACAUCUGUAAAUAUUGUAAUUGAACUAAUGUUCUUACAAUGGUUUUUUUUUUCCAUUGAAUUUGUCAUGGAUUGAAUCUUGGUCAGUAUAGAGGUUGAUGUUAACUGUUUGACCAUGUCAGUGAACAUAACAUUAGUGAAUGACAUUAAAGGCGGCCAGAGCUCAAAAUGUUUGCAUUUUCAAAA